Molecule: messenger RNA, 666 nt
Organism: Rubroshorea leprosula
Lineage: Eukaryota; Viridiplantae; Streptophyta; Magnoliopsida; Malvales; Dipterocarpaceae
Source: the annotation of a GenBank genome assembly
GACCAAUAUGACACGUGGCAUGCACCCAUGUGACUCAUUCAAUUGCCACGUGGAUGUGGCCCCCACUUUCGGCCGCCAAAUCAAAACCCAUUCCUUCUGGUCCUCAAGCCUCCACUCCGUUUCUCGUUGUUCAUGGCAAGAAGUUAAUGUUUUCAUCAUAUUUCGCCAUUCCGGUGUCGUGGUGUAGUUGGUUAUCACGUCAGUCUAACACACUGAAGGUCUCCGAUGGUUGGGUUUGGGUUGAAGUGACGGCACGACAGGCUCAGCUCCCAAUGAGGGUGGGAUUCGGGCAGGGCGUUGACGAAUUGGCACAAAUCUGUAUGUCUUGCAAAAGUCGAGCAGUCGUGGUGGGACUCCGCUCCGUUGUCUGCACGGCACUUCAAACUUCAAGGGCUUUAUGUGUAGGGGCGUUCAUGUUCGUGCUUCUUAAACCUAUUGGUAUGUAGCACAACACAACUUGCCUCAGACAUGGCUUUCUGUCGGGUAAAGGGAAUGUUUAAAGGGCAACCCAUUGUUUAUGACUCGAAUCCUAUUGAAGUCAAUGCCACCGAAAGCAUGGUAAAAAAACCAACCCGGGGUAACCCCCUUAUAGUUUUGUGUAGAAACUAAAAAUGGUGUUCACCUUCUGGAAUACACACAAGUCAUAAAGAAAUUUGAUCAAUUAUU